CCAAGUCAUAUCCUUACCCUUAAACCCUACCCGAGGUUGUUUUAUUUAAAGUGAAACAAUGUUGUGAGCCCUGCCUUGCUUGUGAACUCCCUUCUUGAACCCUCUCCCAACUCUAUCCCUCUCUUUCUAUCUCUCCCUACUCUCUCUCUCUCUCUGUUCUUAAGUGACCCAGUCAUGAUCUCCACUGAGAAUUUAUGUUUUUUCAAGUGAUUUUUCAACUUGUUUUAAAUUGUGUUUUCUUGAAUUUUGGGUGAAAUGGGUUGUAAUUAAAGGAAAAAGAUGGGAAAAGUAACAAGUACAAGAAGUGUAAUUUAUCUACUAAAUCAAAUUGUACCCAACAAUUUCAUACUUCCUUUUAUUUUCUAAACAUUUCAGUUUCAUUUACCACUAAUUAUCAUCAAAGUAGCUUCUUUUCUCCUCAUCAAGUCAUUAACUAGUUCUACAUACAUCAGUAGUAGUGGUUUUUCUAUCAUGAAGAGACUUAGCAGCUCAGACUCUUUGGGUGCUUUGAUGUCCCUCUGUCCAACUACAGAAGAACACAGUCCAGGUAACAACCAUAUGUAUGGCCGUGAUUUUCAGUCUUCUUUGGAUGGCUUAGAUGAAGAAGGGUGCAUAGAAGAAUCGGGCCAGAUCGAGAAGAAAAGGAGGUUAAGUGUGGAUCAAGUGAAAGCCCUGGAGAAGAAUUUUGAAGUUGAUAACAAACUUGAACCGGAAAGAAAAGUGAAAUUGGCACAAGAACUUGGGUUGCAGCCUAGACAAGUAGCUGUGUGGUUCCAAAACCGACGAGCCCGUUGGAAAACCAAGCAAUUAGAGAGAGAUUAUGGCGUUCUUAAAGCCAAUUAUGACUCACUUAAGCACAAUUAUGAUACUCUUCAACAUGACAAUGAGUCCCUUCUCAAAGAGAUAAAGGAGUUGAAAGCAAAAUAUGGUGAGAAGAACGAAGGCAAUCCGGUGAAAGAGGAAGUGAUGGCAAGCGAAAACAAAGACAUGUACGAAGAAAUACUAGUGACUAAUAAGUCCUUAGCAGCAAUUGAUUCCAUAGCUCAAUGUGAUGAUCCUACUGCAGAGCCCAACUUAGUAGCUUCUGCUGUUACAACAUUCUUCCAAGACGGCUCUUCAGAUAGCGAUUCCAGCGCAAUUUUAAACGAAGAUAACAACAACAAUAGCCCCAACUCUUCCACGGCAGUUUUUGGGCACCAGUUUAUGCCAUCCUCGUCAAGUAAUUGCUUCCAAUUUAGCUCAGCAUCGGACUCUAAGACAAUUCUUGGAGAUGCCCAAAAGGCGUACCAGCCGCAGUUUGUGAAGAUAGAAGAGCAUGAUUUUUUCAGUGGUGAUGAGUCUUGCAAUUUCUUUUCUGAUGAUCAAGCUCCGAGUCUUCAAUGGUACUGUCAUGAUCAGUGGAAUUAAAUGGAAUUUAAUUAUAAAAUUUGGAUAAUGAUCAUGAAAACGAAUAAGACUGUGAGCAUGCCAUGCCCACUUUUCAUUAGUCUCUGCAGGGUUAUUGUACAAAAUGAAGUUGCAGAGAAAGGUGACAGGGUCACGGGGGUGGUGGGUCGGGCGGGUCAGGAGAAUCAAAGCUGUGCAGGAAUGAUUAGAUAGUGAUUGAGACAACUUCUUUUACUCUGCUCGCUGGGAUGAAUGUUAAAAUAAACAAGCUACUUCAGUGAAGGAAAAUGCGGGCUUUUUAUGUUUAAAAAUGUUAAUUAGCGUAGCUGUAAGGGGAAUAAUGAUGACGCUCUUUUUAUGGAAACUUACUCGCUUUGCAUCUUUUUUUAAA
Molecule: messenger RNA, 1777 nt
Organism: Daucus carota subsp. sativus
Lineage: Eukaryota; Viridiplantae; Streptophyta; Magnoliopsida; Apiales; Apiaceae
Product: homeobox-leucine zipper protein ATHB-6
Exons: 3
Coding region: 472-1407 (311 amino acids)
Biological process (GO): positive regulation of DNA-templated transcription
Cellular component (GO): nucleus
Molecular function (GO): sequence-specific DNA binding; DNA-binding transcription factor activity, RNA polymerase II-specific
Source: RefSeq, a predicted model, not a curated record